Molecule: messenger RNA, 3392 nt
Organism: Microtus oregoni (creeping vole)
Lineage: Eukaryota; Metazoa; Chordata; Mammalia; Rodentia; Cricetidae
Gene: Mcur1
Product: mitochondrial calcium uniporter regulator 1
Exons: 9
Coding region: 111-1121 (336 amino acids)
Biological process (GO): calcium import into the mitochondrion; positive regulation of mitochondrial calcium ion concentration
Cellular component (GO): mitochondrial inner membrane; mitochondrion
Source: RefSeq, a predicted model, not a curated record
AGGAAAGGGCAGGUCUGCGCCGCGGCUCCCGCUCGCUCCCGCGGCGACUCGUGGUCGGGGCCGCGCGGGAACGACAUGCCUGCGCGCCCUGGCUUGUGACCCGCUCGGGGAUGGACAGCGGCUCCGUGGCGGGCGAGCGGCCUAAGCGCACGCCGGGCCGUCAGCGGCUCCUGCCCUCCGGCUGCAGAGUUCCUGCGCGCCCCGGCAUCUCCCCGGUGCCCGGCGGACGAAGCUGGCUGAGGCCUCGCGGACGGGCCGCCCGCGCGUCCCCGCUGCUGCUCCUCCUGCUCGUGCCCUCCCCGCGCCUGGCCGCCACCGCCCCGCGUAGAACGCUGGCUGAGUGCACGCGCCCGGGGCACGCCGUCCCCGUGGCCGCGCUCGGCGCCGGCAGGAACGCGCAAUGCCGUCUGUCGCUGGGCGCCGGGCGUGUGGCCGCGCUGGCGAGCAGCCGGAGAGAGCUCAGCCUGUCUGCUGGGUGCCCGCAGCUGGAGCACAGAAAGGGGAACUUGCCCUCUUCUGUGAGUCGGAAGCUUUACUUUGACACCCACGCUUUGGUGUGCUUACUUGAAGCAAAUGGGUUUACCACUCAACAAGCGGAAAUCAUUGUGUCUGCGUUGGUCAAGAUCACAGAGACCAACAUGAAUAUCGUCUACAGCGAUACGGUCACCAAGGUGCAGCAGGAAAUCACUCUUCAGCAGAUAAUGUCUAAUAUUGCUAACGUGAAGAAAGAUAUGGUGAUCCUGGAGAAGAGUGAGUUUUCCGCCCUCCGAGCAGAAAAUGAGAAAAUAAAACUUGAACUCCACCAGUUAAAACAGCAAAUGAUGGAUGAAGUACUCAAAGUCCGGACAGACACCAAAUUAAACUUCAAUCUAGAGAAGAGCAGAGUAAAAGAAUUGUACUCACUGAACGAGAAGAAGAUGCUGCAGCUGAGGACAGAAAUGGUGUCCCUGCACGCCCAGCAAGACAGAGCCCUGACCCAGACAGACAGGAAGAUAGAAACCGAGGUGGCUGGCCUCAAGACUUUGCUGGAGGCGCACAAGCUCGACACGAUCAAAUACUUAGCAGGGUCUGUGUUUACGUGCCUAACAGUAGCUCUGGGAUUUUAUCGCCUGUGGAUAUAAUAAAGUGCCUAUUUAAAGAAAUUUCUACCGUUUUGCCUCAAAAGUACAAGAUUGCUGUCCCAUCUACCCCAUCCUACUUUUUGCUUCUUGUUUCAAGUUUUAACCCUAAUUUGACUUCAUGCAUAUUGCUUAUUUCUGUGCAAACCGUGGAUCCGUAACCAAGGUGACGAAGUCGGGAUUUCUGUAAUGCUUCUUCAGCGCUCCCCUCUUUAGUUGACUUUCUGACGAACAGUGUGGACCACGCUUUCAAGACUCCAUUCGACCAAAGCAGUGGACUUGGUCUAAACCUGCAGUAUAUGACAAAAAUAAAUACUGGUGUCGUCCUCGGCUGCUUUAAGUAGUUUGUAAGGUGGAGAACUCGGGAACUCAUUUUGAAGACAAAAUAGCUUUAAAUCUGAAAAAUCCUUGGAGUCCAACCCCGAAUACCAUCUCUUCUCUGCCUCUUCAACAGCCGCUCCACCUUGGCCUAGCUUCCAGCUGCGGGAGCUGCAGCAUCAAGGAAGCUGCGCUGGUGCACCUUAGGGGCCUUUGUUUUCAUUGUCUUAGUAAAAUGCGGUGCUUGUUGUUGCUGCACCUGCAGCUGGGAGUCCUGGUGCCUAACGCUGCUUUGUGAUCUCAGCACAAGGUCUUUCACUGCUGCCAAUCCUGUGUUCGCUAUUUAGCCCAGGCUGGCUUUGAACUCAGUCCCGCAUCAGUGCCGCCACGCCUAGUCUCUGUCUUUCAGACGCCUAGCUUUCCCCCUCUUCAUCCUCUUACUUUCCUUCACCGUGUGGGAGCUCACCACACUCAUGGCGUUACCUCCCUAGAAAAUGUGGAAUUCUUAGAAUGAAAUCCCCGCUUCAGUUUGGGGUUUCGAGUAAACGUCCUUCUGGUUGUCACCUUUUUUUUUUAAUAAAAUGGCACACUGCACUUUCCCCUGUGGGCUGUCUAGAUGGUGUGCACAGCGCCCAGAAUGAGUGAGUGUGCCUGUGACAGCCCGGGCUGUCGCUCGCCCAGGGAGAGCCGCCACGCUUGCCAUGCGCCUCACGCGCAUUGAUUUCUUUGUGGCUGGAGAUGACCUCACAUCCACCUUUCCUCUGUCUUUAAAACAAACAGAACUGGUGCAGCAGGGUUUUUCUGGAGAAGCGCGUUCUCCUCUUAUUUAAGGUGUUGGCACAUGGAUGAGAGUGAGCAUUUGGGAAGCGGCGACACCAAGGGACCCUUCCUGGCUUUCUCUCACGCAGGCAUGAAUGUACAAGCUGGUGCACAGUGUAGAAACCCCUAGAGACAUCACCACUAGAUAUGUGGAAUAAAUCAGCCCUUGUCACAGUUCCAACCACAUUGCUAAAAAUAAAGGCUACCUUUUGUUCCUUGAAUGUAAUUUCCAAGUUUUAGAAAUCAUUAAGUUCUUGCCUCUUCAGAAAACAUUUGUGUAAGAAGAUUCUGAGCCCCACAUAUUAUGGAAACCAAAUGCUUUUGUAUUAGAAGAGUAUCAGGGUGAAACAGAAGUUUAUCCUUUUUAAGUAGAAAAAAAAAGGUCUUAACCACCCAAUAAAACACUUUGUUGAUGUAUGCUCUCCCCUUUUCAAAAAAGAGUCCCCAAAGUCUUUCCGUCCAGUUGUCCCCAUACACUCUGCAGGCCUCCGAGAAUGCUUUCCCACAGUUAGUUAACCACAGCACAGCUUUGGAGAAAGGCCCCGAAGCCCAGAUGCUCGUAUCCUCUCCUAGAGGAAAAAGCACAGUGUGCAGUUGUCUGUUUCCCCGCAUCCUAAUCAGGUAUGCUAAGGAUCACAUCCUGUGUCUACCUAAAGCAUUCCGCAGCCACCUGGUCUCUGCAGGCCAUGCUGAUUUGCUCUAGAGUCCUUUCCCGAACAUUACAGUUUUGUUUGGCCUUAGAAACUGUGCUGUCAUUGAGGGUGUGGGUGUCGUGCAUAUCUGAAACUUAGGAGCAUGCAGGACUAUGCUCCCUUUAUUUCCUAAUAAAGUUGAAAAGCACUGAGCUAUAAAUAACUAUGCAUGUCCUCCUGUCACUGCCUUGGACAUAGUGUGUGGGUGCCAUGAUCACACACUAACUGAACUUUCCUCGCUGAGGCUUCAGAGCCCUUGGGAAAUGUCUGGCAGGUUUCCAGAUGGCAGCCUUGGGUCGAGCCUGUGGGACAUUUAGCUGCUACCGGGGUAGAAGAGUCCGGUGGGCAGCGUGUUUUCCCUUCUUAUUUCUUGAAGUGUUCCUCUGCCUUCCUGCUGGGUACUGUGUUUUCUGUCCCCUCUUCCCCCCCCCCCCCCCCCCCCCCC